UUCACCAUUAGUUUUUUUUUCCCCUGCACGUUCUCUACUACUUGUUCCCCUACUCAGGCUUGCACCCUUCAACUGUUAAUUUAACUCCCUCAUACUCAUAGUCAUAGUGCCCCACUGGCCCCACCUCCAUGAUUCUACUUCUACUUAAUGGCUUCCCAUUUUUCUCCAUAGUUAUAUAAAUUAUAAACAAACUUCUCUUUGAAAUAACAGAAAAAGGGUCUCUAUGAUGGAGCAUUCUCUGAAUCCAUCUAUGGGGAAAGAAGCAGUCUCUGAUGAAGAGAGUGGGUGGACUUCUUACUUCCAAGACUUAUCUCAAGGCAUGGUGAUAAAAGAGCAAAGCUACUGUCUCAGUUUUGGUGGUGGAUCCUCUUUGGUCUCAGAUGCUUCUUCUUCUUCUGCUGCUGCAUGGAAGAAAUUCUCUUCAAUCCAGCAGGAUAAUAAUCAUGAUCACAAUCAUCACCUUGCUUCUUGUUCUUCAGUUAUUAGGAAGCCUUCAAGCCUCCCUAAAAAACUUUGUUUCAAGAAAACAAGAGCCAAGCAGAUAUCACAAGAAGGUGAUGAUCCCUUGGAAGACACUGCUAGUUCCCCUCUCAAUAGUCCCAAGGUAGGAGACUUGAAUUCAACAGAAACUAUUUCAAGGAAUAUUGAUGAUUAUCAACUUGGUUCUGUGGGUAACAAGGGAUUGGAAUCAGAGUUGCAGACAAAUGAGGGUGGUGAAGUGAGUUUUCAUGGAAAGAAGAAUAUUGAUGAGUGCAAUGAUUUGAAGAAAAGAGGGCUAUGCUUGGUUCCUUUUUCCAUGUUGGUUAAUUAUUAUGGCUGAAUGAUUGAUACCAUUCCAAAAAUGUGCCCUUCAAUUCCUCAUCUACUUUUUCUAUGUUGAUUCUAUGUAGCUCAAGUUGUAGAAUUGGAUACUCAAUGUGAUUUAUGACUCAUCAUAAUUUUUAUCAUACCAAUCAAUGUUAACAAUCUGCU
Molecule: messenger RNA, 972 nt
Organism: Arachis duranensis
Lineage: Eukaryota; Viridiplantae; Streptophyta; Magnoliopsida; Fabales; Fabaceae
Product: vascular-related unknown protein 1-like
Exons: 3
Coding region: 224-820 (198 amino acids)
Biological process (GO): xylem development
Source: RefSeq, a predicted model, not a curated record